GGAAUUUUAGAUUGAGGUGUAGAAGACAAAAUUGAUUUGAAGAUCUGAUUGACUUACGAUUUUCCAUAGGAAGAGGGCAUGCGCACCAAAGCGUGUCAGACCUGGUCCCGCCUGGUCCCAGAGAAAACAAGGGGUGUGCUUGGGUUACUUGUGAGGCAGCAGCGCAUGCGCCCCGCAGAAAAUCACGGCCGUCGAGCCUCACACCGCAGCGAUUGCAGAUCUUACAUGUCAGAUAGGAAGGAGUGGGAAGGGGUGCGAGAGACGGGGGGCCCAACACGCACAGCCCGAAGAAACAGAUGGAUGGAGACCCGGCGUGCAGAGGAAGAAGAGGGCUGAUGUGACUCCGACCGACUCCUUACUUGCCAACUUGAGCCUUACAAACCCUUUCUGCAGAUGCAACCUGUCUGUCAUCCCAUCCGUCCCAGUAAUCCCUUUUUUUUAUUGCAGCGUUUCCUCCAAGGGGGCCACAGGCAGAGGGGACUACAAUGACAACCUGGUGAAUGCAGACAGGAUGGAGUGAAACAUCCAGCACAACGCAGGAUGCGCAUCCCCAGCCCGACAAGGAAGAAGAGCUCCAAUGGCUCUGGCAGCGACACCAAACCGCAGAACCACCAGUUGGAGAAGAAGAGACUGAACCGAGCGCCUUCCCCGGCCAGACCUUUCCUCAAGGAUGUGCACUCCCGCUCCACCAAACCACCUGCCAUCGUACCGAAAUCCCCCAAACUCAACAAGCAGCAGCAGCAGUCUGCCUCAGUGCCCUUAGCCCAUCCGAACCGCAGCUCCAGACGCAACACCACCGGGGCGAAAGAGAAACCAGCCACGGUGAAAAGUAGCACCAAGUCUGCUGUCGCGAAAAAGCCCACAAAGGUACCCCAGCAUGCAGCAGCCGAGCCCAAAGCUGCCAGCAUCAAACCGGACAGCACCAGCAGUCCGAUUCUCGCCAAAGGCAAGAAAGGGAAACUAGCCUCGGGGUCCCCGGGCCCUCACAUCCAUGGAUCCCCGAUCCGGGUACCAACCGGAGCGCCACUCGGCCGGGUUAGCCAGACCGACAGCAGCUCAGACCUGUCGGACUGCCCGUCCGAGCCGCUGUCGGACGAGCAGAGGUUGGCACCGGCCGCUACUGGGAGCCGAUAA
Molecule: messenger RNA, 1134 nt
Organism: Toxotes jaculatrix (banded archerfish)
Lineage: Eukaryota; Metazoa; Chordata; Actinopteri; Toxotidae
Product: microtubule cross-linking factor 1-like
Exons: 4
Coding region: 541-1134 (197 amino acids)
Source: RefSeq, a predicted model, not a curated record